This is a messenger RNA of Closterium sp. Yama58-4, 2892 nucleotides long. The record is from the annotation of a GenBank genome assembly. NCBI's taxonomy places the organism in Eukaryota, Viridiplantae, Streptophyta, Zygnematophyceae, Desmidiales, Closteriaceae.
AUGGGUCGGGGCGGGGGGUGCAGGAGGCAAGUGGAGGGUAUUCUGUCAGGGGUGGAAAAGGGGCAGGGACGUGCUGUGGUGAGCAGGGCCGGCAUGGAUGCCCCAGCAACGCCAGCAACACCAGCAAUACCCAGAACACCAGGAGCACCAGGAGCACCAGGACUGGGAGGAUCAUCUGGGUUAGCAGUGGGGAAAACAGGUGCAGGAGGGGCGCAGGCAGGGAAGCUACAGGGGGGGAUGGAGAGAGGGGCAGGAGGGGCUGUGGGAGGGGCAGGAAUCGGGGCUGCUUCGGAAGCAGUUCAUGGGUCGGGGGCAGGGGCAGGUGGUGGCGGAGGAGAAGGAGGAGCAGGAAGGGUUGUGGAGGGUGCAGGUGCAGCGUCGGCGGAGGCGUUGCCUGGGGCUUCAGUGCAGCCUGACGUGCAUGUGGUGGCAGAGGGUCUGCUGCCCAACCGGCUGCGGGCAGUGUGUGUAGCACACGCCCUCACACGCGCCUCAGGCCUCUCCGUGCGCCUGCACUGGCGCCAGCACAUGCUGCUCCCUCCUACCGCCAUGCGCACAGCAGCCACACAACCAGACAUCCCCCCAGCCACAGCCACAGCAGCAGGAACAGCAACAGGCGCAGGAACAGGUGCAGGGACAGGCGCAGGCAGCUUGAGUGGUGGCGGUGUGGGGGGUGUGGGCGGGGGUUAUGUGGCAGCGGCGUUUGAUGAUCUGCUGAUGCGGCUGCCGGGUAUGACAGUGGACGUGCGCGAGGAGGUGGUGGUGAUGCCGGGCGAGCAGGGCAAGGCGGGCUUUGCAGGCGCGGAUGCGCAGGCGGGUGCGGGAGGGUUCAAGCCUCCUGCUGGCUUCGUGCUGCAGAAGCUACCUAUGGAGUCGCCAGCCUGUGGUCCGGCGCCCUUCCACCAGCGCCAGCACGGCCCCAUCCUGCUCUACCUCUCCUCGCCCGCUUCCCACUCGCACCAACUUCAAGAGUGCAUACAGGGCAUCAUCAACGCCACGUCAGCCUGCCAGCUGGCGACGCCUCUUAAGACGUGCUACAGCCAGCUGGCCCCGGCGGCGCCCGUGGAGCAGCUGAUGGCCAAUGAGAACAUGACACGUGUGCGCGAGUCCACCGGGGUGUACUUUGAGGGCCCCACGUCAUCCCCAGUGCUAUACGGGGGCUUCCUCUGUCCAGCGCCAUGGGUGCUCAACUGCUCACUGCACCACCUACUACACCACAUGCUACACACCCCCUCCGCCACCUUCACCACAGCCUCCUUCUUCCCCUCCUUUUCCACCGUUCUCUCCCGCGCGCUGCACCCCUCGCGCCUCCCCAUCCUGCUCGCUGCCUCUGCGCGCCGCUACACGCUCUGCUCCUUCUUCCGCCCGCCCUCGCUGCCCAUGCGCCCGCCCCAGCCCCCUGCCAACGGCACAUCUCGCACCACAGCGGGCGCCAGGCGGCGGCUGCUGCAGGCGAAGGCUCAGCCUGGAGCAGGUGGUUCUGCGAGGACGGGGAAGAAGCCGGGGGGGCUGCUGGGGGGUGGGGCAGCAGGUGCCAGCAGGAAGGGCAAGAUUUUCCCUCUGGACGUCGCCAGGCAGUGCGACCAGCUCUGGCUAGCGGAGCUGUUCACACUGGGACGCACGAGGGCGCUGCUGCACCUGGCACGCUCCAUAGAAUCCGACUUCAUCGCCUCCCAGGCCGCUGCAGCCGAGGCAGCAGAGCGGCUGGAGGCAGAGGCGAACGCAGUACUGGCAGGCAUCGAUGUGUUCCUUGCUCUGUACCACAACGAGGGCGGUGAUGGGCAGGGCGGGAGUGGUGGUGGUGCUGCUGGUGGGGGGGCUGGUGGUAAGGGGAAGGGAGGGGUGUCGCCGCGGUUUGCGCUGCUGCCGCUGAUCCCCAGCACGGCCCAGGCCACGAGCUUGUUCACGAGGAGCACUGUUGCGCAUCAGCUUAUAGUGGAUGAGCGUCUCAGCACCAUGUAUUGUUUCAUCCCCAAGGUGGCAUGCACGGCCUGGAAGGUGUGGUUCCGCACGUACCAUCACCUGCCCAACGCCGCCAGCGUUGACUGGGCGCAUGCCCCCGGCGCCAACGGACUCCCCGAGCUCUGGUUCGCCUUUGACGAGGCCGCAGCGCUGCGCGCGCUGUCCGAUAGAAGGCUGUUCCGGUUUGUGUUUUUGAGGGACCCGUUUGCGCGCGUGGCGUCGGCGUAUCUGGAUAAGCACGUGGCGGGGGGCGUGGGGAGCAAGGGGCGGAGGGCGAGUGGGAGCGAGGAGAGGAUACUCAAGGGGCGCCAGCAGUGGAACAUGCUCUUCUUCUCCCGGGUGCCGAAGCUGCUAGCACAACUAGCAAACCCAGUGUCGCAUCUGCUGUCCUUCCGCGACUUUGUCUACCUCAUCGAGCGAGUGCCCAAGGACUGGCUCGAACCACACAUCGCACCGCAGGCGCGGCUAUGCGGGCUUCACGACAUCAAGUACGACUACGUGGGGCGCCUGGAGUCUCUGGAGCGCGAUGCUGCUGCCGUGCUGCACCGCCUGGGCGACCUCCCCUCCUACUCCCUCUUCUCCUCCCCCACCUCUGCUGCCUCGCUCGCUGACGCCGAUGCCUCUUCCGAUCCGGCUACUCUCUCCCUCGCCAUGACUGCUGCUGCUGGCACUGCUGGUACUGCAGCUGGUACUGGUGCUGGAGCAGCCACUGUUGCGGGGGGGAGCAAGGCGCAGGUGGGAGUGGGGCAGUUUCAUGUCACCAAUGCUGCGAACAAGCUUCUGGAGCUGUACGAUAAGGAGACGUAUGAGCGAGUGAAGCGGAUUUACUGGGUGGAUCUGAGCAUCCCUCUCAACAAUAUCACUGCAGACAUCCCCCGCGUGUUGAGAGAAAAGUUUGAAACGCCCAAGAAAGCACCUACAAGGCACUGA